UACCUUUCCCCCGUACAGCUAUCGCUCCACCCGAACCUCCCCCUCAUUCAACGGAUAACGCAAUCCCCCAAGAUUCAACUACACCUGCCCCCGAACCUGCAUACCAUGACGCCUCUGCUCGACUCGCAAGGGUUUUGGGAGAUCAACAAGAAGACGGUCGUGGAUUGCCUCGUCGCUGCGGAUAGGCGGUUCAACCGGGGUGCAGUGAGUAAAGGGGAGGUUACGGGAGGUCUCGGGAAUGUGAAUGGAGGAGGAAGUGGAAAGAGCGCUAAGGAUGGAGGGAACGCUGCCGCAAAUGUCGGGUCGGGAAGGAAACGUUUCAGGUCGAACAGCGGUUCUGAUCUUCGAACUCGAGAAGCACAGCUCACCUCCGAUUUUCACAACCGGGACGAAAGACAAGACUCUGGUCGAGUUACCCCUGCUACCAGUAUCAUCAACGGAGGGUCUUCUUCCGGCCUAUCCAGGUUUCUCAGCCGUUCUAAUCGCGAUCGCGAUCAGUCGCAAAUGGGUACGAGGUCUAAAGUGUCUAUAGACUCAUCGCGGCCACUGUCGAUCAUACAGAACCCGCCCGUUCCCGCCUCUCCGCGAUUGAACUUGAACGUGGUAGGCGCCGAGGAGCAAAAGCCUAAAAAGCUCGGAUUUUUGCGUCGUAUGACCCGGUCCGGCAGACAAGAAUCUAAUUCAGCCAAUAAUGCUUUGAAUUCGGCUCCGAUGGGCGAAGCGCAGGACGAGGUGUUGACCACCAAGACGUUGACUUCGAUCUUUGGCACUUCGAGCAGCAAGAUCCGGUCCAAGGAAAAGUCUCAAAGACGCAGCGGGAAGAGUCGCGACGAGGAGUUGCAAGUCCGGAGCGUGGACAGGACUAUCAGACCCAAGGACGCCUUGGCGAGCGCCGAUGAUGACGUUAACGUCAGUACCGACGUCACCCGCUCGAAUACGACCGCGACAGCAGUUCAUCCUCGUGCAUUGCACGGACUGAAAACCGACCUUCCGACCGCAAGCAUGGCUUCUGGGCCAUCUUCUUCCAGCAAGCUGCGGGAACAACAAGUCCAGGAAGUACUCCUCGCUUACAUCUCGAAACGUAUGACGUCGUGGGACCUGAAGAAAGAGCUUGUCGCGGACCCGGCAGACGACGGUGAAGGGUUGACCGCAAGUGGUAGCGAGCGUGGGAGCACGAUCUUGAGGUCCGGAAGUAGGCUUGGGACGUCUAGACGACCGAGUCGAGGAAGCGAGAAUGAACGGAGCGAUGGCAAGAACAGCAAGAAGGGGAUGAUGGAGCUCGAAGCCCUCAACGCGAAACUCGCGCAGAUAGAGUUCGAGGUAAGAAAUCCUUCUCGUCCGCCUACAAAACGUCACGGCGACGCUGAUAGAUGUGCUUGUCUCGCAAAUCCGGUAGAUGAUCCUGAAUUGCGGUCGACAUUUUCAUCCAGCCAUCCAGUCGGCGCUGCACAAGGUCCGCUUCCACAUGGGCUACUGCUCCUCAGUUCAGCUCGUCAAGCGACUCAACGCGCUCGAUCGAGAGUUUCAUCGUGAUGCCCUCGGACGCGAGGUCGAGCUUGGAUUGUCGGACGCCGAGAAACAACGCGUGUCGAUCAAGAUCGAGGCUUGGCUCAGGGUCAGAUGGGACAUCAUCGAUCGGUGGGAAUUGGCCAGAAUGGUC
Molecule: messenger RNA, 1660 nt
Organism: Filobasidium floriforme
Lineage: Eukaryota; Fungi; Basidiomycota; Tremellomycetes; Filobasidiales; Filobasidiaceae
Exons: 1
Coding region: 106-1533 (475 amino acids)
Source: RefSeq, a predicted model, not a curated record